ACAAAAGAAAACAUUCCCCAUUACACAUAUGCAGCACAUUGCCUUUGUCUACUUAUAGACCCACUAAUCUUCGCAAAGGAAUAUUAUCACUUCAUUAAUAUUCUCUUCAUAGAAAUUCUUCCAUGGAGCUAUUCUCAACCCAAUCCUUUCUUUUUUUUCUCUCUCUCCUCACCUUCCUGUACCUUUACCAUAAAGCCCACACCUCCCAUAAACCUAAACCCAAGUCCACGGGCUUCAAAACGUACCCUCUCGUGGGCUCAGUUCCUCACUCCCUCCUCAACUGCCAUCGCUUCCUAGACUGGACCACCGACAUCCUCUGCCACUGUCCUACCCACACCGCGAUCUUCCGCCGUCUCAGCAAACACCACUGCAUCAUAACCGCCAACCCGGGCAACGUCGAACACAUACUCAAAACCAACUUCCACAACUACCCAAAAGGCCAACGCUUCAUCUACCUCCUCGAAGACUUCCUCGGCCAAGGAAUCUUCAAUUCCGAUGGAAACCUCUGGAAACUCCAACGCAAAAUCGCAAGCUACGGGUUCAACACCAAGUCGCUUCGAAACUUUGCAAUUCAAAACGUCACUGUCGAGAUCCAAACGAGGCUCAUUCCCUUGCUUCAAAGAGCUUCGGAGACAGACAGCGUUCUCGACUUACAGGACGUUCUUGAACGCUUCGCAUUUGAUAGCGUUUGCAAGCUAGCAUUCAACGUCGACCCGGCAUGCCUCGCCGGAGAUAACACCGUCGGCAGCGGAUUCAUGCACGCUUUCGACGACGCCGCAAAUCUCAGCUCCGGGAGGUUCCUGUGCGUGCCUCAGUUGUUGUGGAAGCUCAAGAGGCUGCUUAACGUUGGAAGCGAAAAGAAGCUUAGGGAAUCAAUCUUCACCGUACAUGAAUUCGCUGAUGAGAUCAUACGGUCGAGAAUAGAAGCCAAGGAUCCCACAAACGAUGACGUGGACUUAUUAUCACGGUUCAUGGCCGCAGAGGAUAACUCCCUGGAGUUUCUCCGUGAUGUCGUUAUAAGCUUCAUUUUGGCUGGCCGCGAUACUACGUCGUCUGCGCUGAGCUGGUUCUUUUGGAUUCUCUCUUCAAGGCCUGACGUCAAGGAUAAGAUAAUCAAAGAAAUUGAAACUGUUCGAGCGUCGAGCGAAAAGCGCGUGAGCGAGGAGGCAGCGUUUGCGUACGAAGAGCUGAAGGAGAUGAAGUACUUGCACGCCGCGAUUUCUGAAGCAAUGAGGCUGUACCCUCCGGUUCCAGCUGACACUGUGGCGUGCUUAAACGACGACGUUUUGCCGGAUGGAACAGUGAUCAAGAAAGAUUGGUUUGUGAUGAUUCACACUUAUGCAAUGGGGAGGAUGGAGAGUAUUUGGGGUCAGGAUUGUGCGGAAUAUAAGCCCGAAAGGUGGUUUGAUUUUGAUGAGGAUGGUAAUGAAGUGUGGCGAAGUGAAAGCCCGUUCCGGUAUCCGGUAUUUCACGGUGGACCGAGGAUGUGUUUGGGGAAGGAUAUGGCUUAUAUUCAGAUGAAAUCCAUUGCGGCGUCUGUUAUGGAGAGGUUUGUAAUCGAUGCUGUGGACAAGGACACUUGUCCUGAGCAAAUUUUCUCCUUGACCUUGAGGAUGAAAAGAGGUUUGCUCGUGAGAGUGAGGCCAAACGGAAGACGGUGAACUUUGAAGUGGACUACGACGACCGACUCUAAGAACUAAGUGUAUGUUGAGCUAAUUCAAAAGAUGUUGUUUAUAAUUCUUAAAACAAAUAAAGUAAAAUAUCAUUUUUAUCCGUUAAAU
Messenger RNA from Arachis ipaensis, 1781 nucleotides. The record is from RefSeq and is a predicted model, not a curated record. Lineage: Eukaryota; Viridiplantae; Streptophyta; Magnoliopsida; Fabales; Fabaceae.